Molecule: messenger RNA, 1194 nt
Organism: Penicillium soppii
Lineage: Eukaryota; Fungi; Ascomycota; Eurotiomycetes; Eurotiales; Aspergillaceae
Product: NAD(P)/FAD-dependent oxidoreductase
Exons: 6
Coding region: 1-1194 (397 amino acids)
Cellular component (GO): cytoplasm
Molecular function (GO): flavin adenine dinucleotide binding; electron-transferring-flavoprotein dehydrogenase activity
Source: RefSeq, a predicted model, not a curated record
AUGGCAUCUCUCCGAAACAUCAUUGUUAUUGGCGGCUCAUUUGUCGGAAGGACCACUGCUCAGGAACUUGCACGUGUCGUGCCUUCAACUCACCGAGUCCUUUUAACUGAGCCCCACAGUCAUUUCCACCAUCUAUUUACAUUUCCUCGAUUCGCAAUCGUUCCUGGUCAAGAACACAAAGCAUUUAUUCCCUACAGUGGGAUCUUCCACGACUCGCCAAACCCCACCUCCCAUGGUGUUGUUCAGGCUCGUGUUUUGUCUGUGAAACCAACCCAUAUAGAGCUCGACCGUGAAUGGAAUGGCUCAAACCACAUUUCAUUCGAAUAUGUCGUUGUUGCUACCGGCACACGUCUCUCAAAGCCUGCAGCAAUGGAGAAUGAUGACAAGCAGUCAUCGGUCAACUAUCUGCAGAAACAUCAAGUCGGUGUGAAGAGAUCACAGUCGGUUUUGAUUGUCGGCGGCGGUGCUGUUGGCGUUCAGAUGGCUGCAGAUCUGAAAGAAUUCUAUCCGGAGAAAGAGGUCACAGUUGUGCAAUCCAGGGACCGACUGAUGCCGAAUUUCCACCCUGGACUUCAUGAUCUUAUCAAGCGACGAUUUGAUGAGCUUGGCGUCAGACUUAUCACCGGUUCUCGUGUCAAUGUUCCACUAGGUGGAUUCCCCAACGACGGGAGUACUGUUCAAGUACAGCUUACCAAUGGUAAUACAGAGUCCACUCAAUUUGUGAUUUUGGCCACUGGUCAAACCCCCAAUAACCAACUUGUUUCGGACUUGAAGCCUUCUCUCCCAGACGGGGAGUCAAUCGUCAACCCGGAGAACGGAUUCAUCCGCAUUCGAUCGACCAUGCAGUUCAUGGAUGAGCAAUACUCAAAUCUCUUUGCCGUGGGCGAUAUCGCAGAUACAGGCGCUCAAAAGGCUGCUCGACCUGGCUCAGCGCAAGCUGCCGUCGUUGCACAAAAUAUCCAGGCCUUGAUUGAAGGCAAAGCCGCAGAUAAUAAAUUUGUCAAAGGACCAGGGGCUAUCCAUCUGACACUUGGACUGAAACACAAUGUGAUCUUCCGCAAUCCUAAUACCGAGGAAGGGGAGACCGAGCCGUGGAUCAAUCCAAAGGAUGAUGGUCGAGAGGAUAUGAACGUGGAAGCCAUGUGGGAGAGACUAGGCAUCUCGGUCGAGAACCCUCGUCAAUAUCAUCUAUGA